Puccinia triticina is the source of this 1638-nucleotide messenger RNA. RefSeq lists its product as uncharacterized. The record is from RefSeq and is a predicted model, not a curated record. Gene Ontology annotation, molecular function: nucleic acid binding. Lineage: Eukaryota; Fungi; Basidiomycota; Pucciniomycetes; Pucciniales; Pucciniaceae. Bases 1 to 1638 code for a protein of 545 amino acids. The transcript has a single exon. Gene Ontology annotation, biological process: DNA integration.
AUGACCGUAGACCGCGACGGUCAAGAAGUCAUCUGGGACACCGGUGCCUCAGAUAAUGUCACUGGGGACAGGUACGCACUGUUUGACUUCACAUUGCUAGAACAACCGAUUGCUGUCAAGGUUGCCACUGACUUGGCGUGUGAUUUCAUCACAGGUACGGGUACUUUGAGAUUUGCCGGGAUGAACAAAAUGACUAUUGCUGUUAAGAAGGUCUAUUACUAUGAGCGAGCAAGGUCCACUCUACUUUCCAUUGCUGCGUUCAAGAAAUCAAAUGCUCAGUUCAAAGUAAACACUAAUUUUGACUCUAUUGAUCUGCUAUCUAGCGACGGAAAAGUUCUCCUCCGAAGCAUAUUCGAUGCGACAAAAAACUCGUGGCCGGUGAUUCGACCUAUGCGCGCUUUCUCUUCCCUUCCCUACUGCCCAUCUACUUUGUUUCCCAACUGUUUCUCACCUGCAAUUGAGGCACAUGCCGUUUUCAAGUCACCUACUCUGGUUGAACAUAGCCAGUUCACAUGGAACGCUGAGGAUCUCACUGCAGAUGAGAAGACCCUCCUUUUUUGGCAUUGGUUGUUCGGACAUGCUAGCCUCAGGAAAAUAAGGAGAAUGGUCAAGCUUCAGCUUGGAUAUGGUUUGCCUGCAACAAUGCCCAGAGGCUCCAUCAAAUGCCCCGUGUGCGCCAUAUGCAAAGCAACUAGGACGUCAGCACUCGGUCCUUCAAAUUGUGUGUCUGGUAAGUUAUCUGUAGUUUGUGUCAACCUAAUGGGCCCUUUCGACACACCAACGCUGAGCGGCGGAAAAUAUGCGCUAACUAUUCGAGAUGUUUACACGUCUUACAGUGAAGUAAAGAUUUUAAAAACAAAAGGGGAAGCGGCGGCGAUACUGAUGCAAACCGUAACGCGAUGGGAAACUCAGACCGACAGCAAAUUGAAAAUACUACAAUCUGACAACAGUGGUGAAUUUGACUCAAAAGUCCUUGGGGAUUUCCUCAGUAAGAAAGGUGUCGUGGCUGAACGGUCCUUGCCAUAUCACCAUUUCCAAAAUGGAGCAGCGGAGUGCUACAACCGUACGGUCUCCGACAUGGGACAAAGCAUUCUCUACGACAGUGAAUUGGGACGUGAGUUUUGGGGUUACACCUUUAUGUGGUCAGCAUGGACACUAAACCGCAUACCUAAUCGGAUAACAAAAGAGAAGAUUCCGUAUGAAUGUUUCUUCGGAGACAAACCUCAGCUUGAUAGAACACGGGUUUUUGGGUCCAGAGCCUACGUCCUUGUGGCACUGGAGAAACAAAAGAAAUUGGACGGCCGAGCAGUUGAAGGGCUAGUAGUAGGACACCUGGCGGAGUCGAAAGGCUGGACGUUCUGGCUCCCUGCAACCAAGAAGCUGGUAUCCUCCGCUUGGGCGGAAUUUGGACGCAACGCUCUACCGUCGACCGCGGUCGUGGCAACUUCUGGAGACUUGAAGAAGGCUGAAAUGCUACCAUUGAUCACCAAACCCGCGGCAGAAUCAAGACAUCUGGAGCUGGGUGACUUCACCGAAGAGCGUCGAGUUGAACUCCAAGAAGAGGCAGUUGAUGCGGUAUUAAAGGAUUGUCACGAUGAGUCCAACGAGAUCCCGUUGUCUUUCAAAGAAGCUAUGUGA